AUGAGUUUCAAACUUCCUACCAAGUCCCUGCAAAACAAUGGGGCUGCUAUUGAGGAAGAGGAAGAAGAUUACAUGACCAUGACAUUCGAUGACGACGCAACCGGCAGCUAUGGUGGCACACGAAAACAUGAAACGUCCCUCCAGCGUCAUGCCCGCCUGCGCCGCGAAGCUGAAGCUCGUGCUCGACCUAAAUCCAAGGCCGAGCUUGAAGCCGAAGCGGAGGCCAAGCGUGAAGCGGCCCUGUCGCGAUCGCUGCUAGAGGCUAAUCCGAAGAGCAAAGGUCUGGCGAUGAUGGCCAAGAUGGGCUUCACCGGCGGAGCCCUGGGGAGACGAUCUGGCGAUAACGGCAGCGAGGGCAAGGAGAUAAUCCCAGAACCGCUAAAGAUUGAGAUCAAGGACGGCAGGGAAGGUAUUGGGCUGGAGAGUGAACGGAAACGAAAGCUGAGGGAGGCGGCAGAGGCUGCAGGGGAAAGAGCGAAGAAGGCGCGGGCUGAUGAGGGCGAAUAUCGGGAACGAAUGCGGCGAGAACGGGAGGAAGCACGGCUGGAGAAGUUGGUCACGGCUGCACAGAAGGUUGCGGAGCGAAUGGCUGAGGAAGAAGAAGACAAGAAGAUGGUGUGCGAUGAGGCAAAAAAGACCACCUCAGGACAUCGUCCACUUCUCAAGACCAUUCCUGUUGUCUGGAGGGGGCUGGUCAAGGCGCGUGAGGAGGCUGAGCGCGACCGCAAGAUGCGGUACGACCUAGAACAGGGGUUGCUGGCGUCGCGGCUGCCGACAUAUGAGGAUUCAGAGGAGGAGGACGACGACAAGACGGCUUUAAGCAAGAUACAGACAACUUAUGUGUUUGCUGAUGAUCUAGAUGAGGAGGAUCCGGAGCUUGAGGAGUUCAAUGCGUUAUCCCCAGACGAAAAACUGCGCCGAGUGGUCUUAUAUUUACGCGAGAAUUACAACUAUUGUUUCUGGUGCAAGUAUCGGUAUCCAGACACGGAGAUGGAGGGUUGUCCAGGGCUAAUGGAAGAGGAUCACGAAUAA
This is a messenger RNA of Thermochaetoides thermophila DSM 1495, 1032 nucleotides long. Its product is annotated as glycine rich nucleic binding domain-containing protein. NCBI's taxonomy places the organism in Eukaryota, Fungi, Ascomycota, Sordariomycetes, Sordariales, Chaetomiaceae. Gene Ontology annotation, cellular component: kinetochore. Gene Ontology annotation, molecular function: nucleic acid binding. The record is from RefSeq and is a predicted model, not a curated record. The transcript has a single exon. Bases 1 to 1032 code for a protein of 343 amino acids.